This is a messenger RNA of Punica granatum (pomegranate), 2504 nucleotides long. The record is from RefSeq and is a predicted model, not a curated record. Lineage: Eukaryota; Viridiplantae; Streptophyta; Magnoliopsida; Myrtales; Lythraceae.
CUCCUUAAAAUGUCAUAAAUAUUUGCUGUUACAUAUAAAGAUUCUAAAUAUAGAUUUAUUUAUUUAGGCUAAAGAGACUUGUUUCGAAAUAAAAAAGUUUUAUCUGCAAGCUAAAGAGACAUGGAUUUUGUUGCACUGGCCACCAUUUCUGAGUUUCUUCUCAUGUUGGUCUUUCUCCAAGCAGGAGCAGGGUCAGAUCAAGGGAUCGGGUUCACUUUCAACGGCUUCCAAUCGGUUAAGUUGGAGCUGGAUGGGAUUGCAGAAUUCACCAACAAUGGCCUCCUCAGGUUGACAAACGAAACAAGGCAGAUGAUAGGCCACGCGUUUUAUCCCGACCCAGUGCCCUUCAAGAACUCAAGUGAGGGCUCUGUCUUCUCCUUCUCCACCACGUUCGUGUUUGCAAUCAUCUCCAAGGGCCCAGCUGUGGGUGGACCAGGGAUUGCCUUCGUGGCCGCCCCCCAAAGGGGCCUUCCCGGCGCAUUUCCAAGCACGUACCUUGGACUCUUUAAUGUGACAAAUAACGGGGACCCCACUAAUCACGUAUUUGCCAUCGAGCUCGACACGGUGCAGAGCCCUGACUUUAAGGACAUCAAUGAUAAUCAUGUUGGGAUUGACAUCAACGGGUUGGUCUCAGCCGAAUCUGCUUCGGCAGGUUACUAUCCCGAUGGUGGUGCUGGAAAAUUUGAGAACCUGACUCUGCUCAGCGGCCGACCUAUGCAAGUCUGGGUGGACUAUGAUGGGAUCGAGAAGAGAAUCGAGGUAACCUUAGCACCCUUCAAGGCUGUGAGACCAAGCACUCCACUCCUCUCCCUGUCGCUUGAUCUCUCGACAAUCGUAAAGGAGACCAUGUUUGUUGGGUUCUCAUCCUCGACAGUGUUAAUCUUGGGAUUGCUCUAUUACGUUAGAAGAAAGAGGAAGUAUGCAGAGGUUCUUGAGGACUGGGAACUCCAGUACGGGCCCCACCGGUUCAAGUACAAGGAUCUCUACACCGCGACGGGGGGAUUCGGGGACCAGGAGCUGUUGGGGACCGGUGGUUUUGGGAGUGUCUACAGAGGGAUACUACCCACUUCAAAGUUUGAGAUCGCUGUGAAGAGGAUCUCUCAUAAUUCCAAGCAAGGGAUCCGGGAAUUUGUGGCGGAGAUCGUUAGCCUUGGCCGGCUCCGGCACCGCAACCUAGUCACACUCCUUGGGUACUGCCGGAGGAAGGGUGAGCUCCUUUUGGUGUACGAUUAUAUGCCGAAUGGGAGCCUCGACAAGCACCUCUUCAACCAACCCAAAGUCACCCUCAAUUGGACCCAAAGGUUUAGGGUCAUAAGGGGUGUGGCCUCAGGGCUCUCGUACCUCCAUGAAGGGUGGGACCAGAUUGUGAUUCACCGAGAUAUUAAGUCAAGUAAUGUCCUUCUCGAUGCCGAAUUGAAUGGGAGAUUAGGAGAUUUCGGGCUUGCAAGGCUGUAUGAACACGGCACCGAUCCACAGACCACCCACGUGGUGGGAACUCACGGGUACCUUGCUCCGGAGCACACCAGGACAGGCAGGGCCACGAAGGCUACAGAUGUCUUUGCAUUCGGGGCAUUCCUGCUAGAGGUGGCAACUGGAAGGAGGCCGAUCGAGGCAAGAGGUACUGAGGAUCUGAUAUUGGUUGACUGGGUCUUCUACUGCUGGAGCAGAGGAGGGGAGAUUCUCGAGGCAAGGGACCCAAACCUGGGUGAAGAGUUCGUGGCCCAGGAAGUUGAGCUGGUGCUGAAGCUGGGCCUGGUGUGCUCGCACCCAGAGCCUGGUGUGAGGCCAACUAUGCAGCAAGCAGUGCAAUACUUGGAAGGAGACGCGCCAAUACAGCACCUAUCCUCCUCCCUUGACACCUAUUCGAGUGGAUUAAGGAUCAAACAUGGAAUGGAAUUUGAUGAUUGUGUUAUGCUGCACCCUUCCUCAUUGGACAAUGGAUUCUCAACCUCGUCCACUGUGGCAGACUCACUUCUGUCAGGUGGAAGAUGAUUGAUAUAUCUCCCAUUGAGAUUUCGUGUUGGAAUUGUCUGUACUAAAUGCUUCCUUUGUACCACUGUAAAAUUCACAGGGUUUUACUAUGUGUCAUGUAUCAUAGGAUAGUUUUUCUUUGGAAUCUAUGUAUUAUACCUUGGAAGCAUCCAUUUAUCCCUCGAAUCCGGGGACGACAGUAAGCAUACAGAUGGAAACGAUUUCCUCAGGGUUGUAUCCUGUGGUCCUGGUCUUCGUUCGCUUGGUUCAUGAUAUUAAGGGGGUACUCUCAAAGGAUUGGGAUGUCCAAAUUCAUCAUGUGUUUCGAGAGAGAAACAAUUGUGCGGAUUGACUUACUCGACAUUCUAUCAUUCGGCCUCUUGGUUUGCAUUUUCUCUGUUCUGUUUCUAAUGGUCUUGGUUCUGUACAGUUAGGGAAUCUUGUAAGGUUGCUACACCCUGUCUUUGUACUGUUUAGUUGUUUGGGCUUCUGUCACGUUUUCCCACCAAAAAAAAAAAUCACCAUAUUAUCUA